Messenger RNA from Thalassophryne amazonica, 4558 nucleotides. Its product is annotated as potassium/sodium hyperpolarization-activated cyclic nucleotide-gated channel 2-like. The record is from RefSeq and is a predicted model, not a curated record. Lineage: Eukaryota; Metazoa; Chordata; Actinopteri; Batrachoidiformes; Batrachoididae. The transcript is spliced from 8 exons. Gene Ontology annotation, cellular component: membrane. Gene Ontology annotation, molecular function: voltage-gated potassium channel activity. Gene Ontology annotation, biological process: potassium ion transport; transmembrane transport. The coding region runs from base 1 to 3465 and encodes 1154 amino acids.
AUGCUUAAUGUCAUGGACAGCAAUGAGGUUUCACCGGGGUCUGCUGCCACCAUGAUAAAGAAGGCGGUGGGCGGCGAUGGAUGCGGUCACAUCAACGCGUCCAAAUGCACAACGAGCAACAGCAACAAGAACUGCCUGGACUCCGUCUCUGCUGGCGCACCGAGCACCAAACAACACGGCGUGAACAGCGACGUCGUGAUGGAUGAGACGGAGGACGGGGAAGAGGAGUCCAAGUUUCAGCAUCCGCGGCUGCGCCGAGCCGGUGGAAGCGGCGGAGGUGGAGGAGGAGGAAGCGGCAGUAUCAGGAUGAAGAACUUUACGCCAGGAGGGGGAGCCGCCUCCACGGCUUCCAGGAGAAACUCCAACAAGGAGCCGUGCGUUACGCUCACAGAGGACGCCUCUGUCGCCCCACGGCCCACUGCUGCCUCCCGAGCUACCGAGACCCAGACACCCAGUCCGGGCGAUGCUGUCCAUCAGCGCGAGGACGCCGGCAGAGCAUCCGGGGCGGAGGCGCCGGAGUCAGCGGUCGCGGUAGAGGUUUCGAACGCCACAGCGGGUGAUGCUUGCAAUAGCGUCGCCCCAAUUUCCAGCAUGAAAUGCAACAAAAACGGAGAAUGCAGGAGGGACUCGGGAGCCGGGAGCCUGCGCUCAAUCAUCACCAAGCAGGAGAAGCAAACAGGAGGGCCGGGGAGGGCCGAGGAUGGAGGGAGCGCCAAGCGAGGAGCCUGUAACUCGACCUCCGCCAGCAUGGACGGCUCCAUCACACCAGGCGGUUCUCUGACCAGCGGGCAUGUCGGAGAGAGCACCGGUACCCCGGUGUCGAGCGGGGUCCCCGACAAAAAGGACUCUAAGGUGUCCUUCUCCAACGCGCCAAGCCGGAAAGCCUCGUCUUCGCUGCACGGCCCGAGUCAGACUCAGCAACAGCAGCAGCAGCCUAGAAACUCUGUCACUUUCCAGAAGCAGGAGGAUGGACCCCCGAUUGUGCCGGCUGAAGAUGCCGAACCUCGGGGCAGUCAAGCCAGCUUCAUGCAGCGGCAGUUUAGUAGCAUGCUGCAGCCUGGAGUUAAUAAAUUCUCCUUACGCAUGUACGGUAGUCAGAAGGCAGUGGAGAGAGAGCAGGAGCGGGUUAAAUCAGCUGGAAACUGGAUUAUCCACCCUUACAGCGAUUUCAGGUUCUACUGGGAUUUCACAAUGCUGCUGUUCAUGGUGGGAAACCUGAUCAUCAUCCCUGUGGGCAUCACCUUCUUCAAGGAAGAGACCACGACACCCUGGAUCAUCUUCAAUGUGGUUUCUGACACCUUUUUCCUCAUGGACCUGGUGCUCAACUUUCGCACUGGAAUCAUCAUUGAGGACAACUCAGAUAUCAUUUUGGACCCUAAAACUAUUAAGAUGAAGUACUUAAAGACGUGGUUCAUUGUGGACUUUAUCUCCUCCAUCCCAGUGGAUUACAUAUUUCUCAUUGUAGAGAAAGGGAUUGACUCAGAGGUGUACAAGACGGCCCGAGCUCUGAGAAUCGUCCGCUUUACCAAAAUUUUAAGUCUUCUGAGGCUGUUGAGGCUCUCCAGAUUAAUACGUUAUAUUCACCAGUGGGAGGAGAUCUUUCAUAUGACCUAUGACCUGGCCAGUGCAGUGAUGCGGAUCAUCAAUCUGAUUGGCAUGAUGCUGCUGCUUUGCCACUGGGAUGGCUGCCUCCAGUUCCUGGUUCCCAUGCUGCAGGACUUCCCCUCAGACUGUUGGGUGUCCCUCAACAAGAUGGAGAAUGACACAUGGUCAGAGUUGUACUCCUUUGCUGUAUUCAAGGCUAUGAGCCACAUGCUGUGCAUCGGCUAUGGCCGACAGGCCCCGGAAAGUCUGUCUGAUAUCUGGCUCACCAUGCUGAGUAUGAUUGUAGGAGCGACUUGCUAUGCUGUAUUUAUUGGCCAUGCAACAGCUCUCAUCCAGUCCCUGGACUCCUCCAGACGGCAGUAUCAGGAAAAGUACAAACAAGUGGAGCAAUAUAUGUCCUUCCACAAACUCCCUGCUGACUUCCGACAGAAAAUCCAUGAUUAUUACGAGCACAGGUACCAGGGAAAGAUGUUUGAUGAGGAGAGCAUUCUGGGAGAACUCAACGAACCUCUCAGAGAGGAAAUUGUCAACUUCAACUGCCGCAAGCUAGUGGCAUCUAUGCCGCUAUUUGCCAAUGCAGAGCCCAACUUUGUUACAGCCAUGUUGACAAAGCUACGGUUUGAGGUAUUCCAACCACAUGAUUACAUCAUAAGAGAAGGCACAAUUGGGAAGAAAAUGUACUUCAUUCAGCAUGGAGUCUGUAGCGUCAUCACUAAGGGCACUCUUGCCAUGAAGCUGUCCGAUGGCUCAUAUUUUGGAGAGAUCUGUUUGUUGACUAGGGGUCGGCGUACAGCCAGUGUGCGUGCAGAGACAUACUGCCGAUUGUACUCCCUCUCUGUUGACCACUUCAAUGAGGUGCUGGAAGAAUAUCCAAUGAUGAGACGAGCAUUUGAGACUGUUGCCAUCGACCGUCUGGACCGAAUAGGGAAAAAGAACUCCAUCCUGAUGCACAAGGUUCAACAUGAUCUUAACUCCGGGGUCUUCAAUAACCAAGAGAAUGAGAUGAUCCAGGAGAUUGUCAAAUACGAUCGCGAAAUGGUGAAACGAGUGGAUCUACAGCGACCCAGAGCCAUGUCAAUGACCCCAUCCAUUGGCGGUAUCUUUGCUCCUCCUGGACAGCCUCCAACAGGCUCUGCUAUUGCCACCCUUCAGCAGGCUGUGGCCAUGAGCUUCUGCCCCCAGAUGGUUGGACCAGGGACUCUUCAGUCUCCUCACAUGGUGCGACGGUUCCAGGUCCUGCAGAACCUGUCCAGUCCAGUUUCCAUGUCUCCUCUUCAGUCUCAACCCCCUCAGAACCUUGGCGGUGCAUUUGGUUCUGCAAUCUCUAGCCCACCUGUCCAAAGUCCACUAGCAGCUUCAGGGCGGCCCUUCCAAUACAUGGGGAGCGCAGGACCCUCUGGUUCCCAGUUGUCCCUCGUGCAGCAUCAUAUACCGAGCCCCCCACAGACCCACCAGAGGCCUGCCUCACAUAAGAGCACCCACUCCCUUCAUACAGGCAGCUUGAGUCAGGAUACUCGUGCCCUUUCUGCCUCCCAGCCUUCACUCCCGCAGGAAGGAACCUUGCAGGCUGCCUCUGUGGCCCCCAGCCCUCCACCAUCCACCGGUACAUCCAACACCUCCAUUGGCCCACCUCAACUCUCUCACCCCAACCUGCCAGGGCCCUCAGGGGUAGGGAGACCAGUGGGUGCAGCACAGAGGGUGGCCUUUGCAUCCACACCACCUCCUGCUGGACCUGCUGGAAUGGGGGCAGCAGCAGCUGCUACGUCAAGACCUCCAGAAUCUGGAGUUCCCAAGAAAGAUUCAAUUGUCAGCCUUCCAGAGCUAGACUCUGCCAGAUCUCGGCUGUCUUCCAACUUGUGACCCUGGUAGAGUUCAGGAAUGAGGCCUUUUUUGUAGGAGUACCUGUUUGUUUUUGGUCAGUCUGGCUGCAGUGUCAGCCUCCUUGGGCCAAAUCACCUACCACCCAGGCCAUCAGUCAUUCGACCCGGAUGCACUGUGCGCUGGUGUCAGCAGACGGAAACAAGCAACUCAAAGUCCUGUGACACUAUGGCUAGGAGUAGUCUAUACAAUUAAACCUAUAACCUAAGGUGUUGCUGGCCUAGACUACUGUGCCGACACCUUUAGUCUUAGUAUCACCCCUUACACUCUGCUUCCAAACACCUACUCUGUAUCGCUGUCUUUACUGUAAAGAUACAAUGAAAAGUAUGAUUAAUGUAACUGUUGCAUACUGUGUAGAAUCCAUGCAAUGCAAUCUAGCAGGAGCUGGACUUAAAAAUGAAAAUCAGGGACUUGAGGACAAAUAACAAUGACAUUUUAAGUGUUUAAAAACAUGUUCUGAGUGUAAUUUUUCCAUAUAAGCUGUCGUAGCAAACAGACACAUUGCUCUUCAUAUUGUUUAAAAUCGUAGUGAACAUAGUGUUUUAGACCGCUGGUCGAUCUUACAUCUUUGUGUAAAUAGUUGAUGAAAAAUGUGUGGAAGGAUAUUAUAUUCAGUGUAUCUACCCAAACCAAAGUUGAGCUUGAACACAAAGUCUGGUUGUGUCUGUAUCAACUAAAAGAAACAUUGAAGAAAAUGCCAUUUAUUUAACUGCCUUGAUUCAAUGUUAGAAGCCAUAUAUUUGGUUCGUUCGUAUACAUGGAUGUAAGUUUGUGUGUGUGGGUUUGUAUGUUACAGUUCUAUUUUUAGAGAAUGGACUCACGCACUACACUGCAUUGUCAAGUGCAACUGGUUCAACGCGCUGUCGUCCGACACUGACCCGUCUGGAGAAACAUCUCCGCGGUCAACUGGUUGGUCAGCACUCUUGAUUGUAACCCUGAAGGCAAAGGUGGUGAAAUAAUCUGAGCUUUACUGAAAAGAAACAUUGGUGGAAAAAACCCAUAUUGUAUACUUGCUUGUUUUUUGUCUAGGUUUAUUGAUUAACACAUGCAAUAUAAUUCUGCAAUACUCUACCCC